Molecule: messenger RNA, 265 nt
Organism: Tinamus guttatus (white-throated tinamou)
Lineage: Eukaryota; Metazoa; Chordata; Aves; Tinamiformes; Tinamidae
Source: RefSeq, a predicted model, not a curated record
CUGGUCUGAGAAACCAGAAGAAUGGAAAUUUCAAAAGACAAGACAAACGUGGCUGCUUUUGCACAUGUAUGACAAGGAGAAGGUUCCAGAUGACUAUUUCACCAUUCUACUGGAUUAUCUGCAGGGACUUAAAGGCAGCGCGCGAGAUGUGACCGUGCAGAAAGCUGAAGCCCUAAUGAAAGAACUUGACGAUUCGGAUGCAGAAGACUCAAGCCUGGUGGAGAAGAGUGAGCGCAUACGCCAAGUUCUGCAACUGCUGUCCUGA